Molecule: messenger RNA, 2000 nt
Organism: Lactuca sativa (garden lettuce)
Lineage: Eukaryota; Viridiplantae; Streptophyta; Magnoliopsida; Asterales; Asteraceae
Molecular function (GO): zinc ion binding; nucleic acid binding
Source: RefSeq, a predicted model, not a curated record
CAAAUAAGUUAUUAAUGAACUCUGUUUUCGACUCACUACCUGUGGUCAAGAGUCUUUUUUAGAUAAUAAUUAGUUUUGUGGUUAUCUUGUAUGGUGUAUAUCCGAUAGUUAGUUUUGAAGGUAGAUAAUUAUCCUGUAUUGUAUACCCUAUAUAUGUACUUAUUGGUUAUGUGAAUAAUAAGUAAAAAAAAAGCCCUUCAUACGUAUUCUGAGUCUAUAUGGUAUCAGAGCAUACCGUUUGAAACCCACAUCAAAAACAAAUCGAAGCACGAAUAACCUCGAAUCGCAAUGACUGAUAAGGAUACCACCGCUCCUCAAGAACCUCGUCUCAUCGUCCAAGAUGCUCCUUUUCCGACGGGGAUCAUUCUGGACGAAACCAAUUAUCAGUUGUGGUCCCAACUGAUGGAGAUGAGGAUUGGCGCUCGAAACAAACUUGGGUUCUUGACGGGAACCUCCAAGAAACCUGAAUCCGGCGAGAAACAGAUCGAAACCUGGCUAAUGGAUAAUAAUCGAGUCAAGAGUUGGCUCAUCGAUUCCAUGAGUCCAACCUUGAUCUCGACGUUUAUCCGGUUGAAGACGGCAAAAGAAAUCUGGGACGCCGUGGCGAAAACCUUCUACGAUGGAACGGAUGAAACGCAGUUGUUCGAGUUAAAUCGGAGAUCGUUCAGCACGAAGCAAAAUGGACGGCCACUCGCAGCAUACUAUAACGAAUUGGUUGGAAUUUUUCAGGAGAUUGAUACCCGACUAAUGGGUCAUGAAGAUGAAGUUGAUAAGAUCGUAUCCUUGAAAAAAAUCUUGGGACGACUCCGAGUGCACAUCUUCCUCGCGGGAUUGGACGCUGAAUUCAAUCAAGCGAGGGGAGAGAUCUUGCGUAAGGACCCUCCAAUGGACCUAGAAGCUUGCUAUGCUUUCGUUCGCAAAGAUCAGCAACAACGAUCUACAAUGGAGGACGUGAAACGCGAGACCGACAGUGUCGUGAACUUGGCUACUCGGAGUCGCACCGUGAAGGAGAAAGAAAAGGAGAAGAGUUCCAACAAUAAGAAGAAUAAUUUUGUGUGUACCCACUGUGGUGAAGAGGGACACUCAAAACAAAGGUGCUAUGAACUAGUUGGGUACCCCGAAUGGUGGGACUUCUCAAAGAGGCCACGAAGGAAGGUGGGACAGACAUCCAUGGCUACAACAAAAGGUGAUGAUGGGACUCCGGUUGCGGCACAUACCGAGUCAUUUAGUGAUCACGGAUAUCGCGACAGAUCAGAUUCUUGGCUAUGGUACUAGGAGGGGCAGGUUGUACUAUCUCGAAGAAGAAAGAUUAGCGGAGGCGUAUAACGUAGAAGGAAGAAACGAGUUAGCGUGGUUAUGGCACCGUAGAUUAGGACAUUUGUCGUUUGGGUAUUUAAAAAGAUUAAAACCUGAAUUAUUUUUGAAUAAUAAAACAUUUGAUUCUAGUUGUGAUAUUUGUGAAUUGGCUAAGCAUCAUAGAGUCUCAUAUCUUCCCAGUGAAAACAAAACAACAAUUCCAUUCAUGAAGAUCCACUCGGAUGUUUGGGGUCCGGCUAAAAUUGCAACCCCAAGUGGGUAUCGUUAUUUUGUAACUUUUAUCGAUGAAUUCUCACGUAUGAUUUGGGUGUCGUUAUUGAAAAACAAGAGUGAAGUACCGCAUGUGUUCAAGGAACUAUAUCAGAUAAUUAAAUCUCAAUUUAAAUGUGAGAUCAAAGUGCUCCAAUCCGAUAAUGGAGGUGAGUAUGUUAAUCAGGAAAUGGAGGCAUUUUGUAAGGCAAACUCCAUUCGACAUCAAACAUCAUGCGCCAAUACUCCUCAACAAAAUGGGCUCGCGGAAAGACGGAAUAAACAAAUACUCGAGAUUGUAAGAGCAUCUCUUUUCGACAUGAAGGUACCCCGUCAAUAUUGGGGAGAAGCUGUGCGGAGUGCGGCAUACCUAAUGAAUCGGACUCCUUCCAGAGUCCUCAAUUUCAAAACACCUUUACAAGUAGUACACGAAA